Larimichthys crocea (large yellow croaker) is the source of this 5073-nucleotide messenger RNA. RefSeq names its product myosin VIa (gene myo6a). Gene Ontology annotation, biological process: inner ear auditory receptor cell differentiation; actin filament-based movement; inner ear morphogenesis. Gene Ontology annotation, cellular component: cytoplasm; plasma membrane; endocytic vesicle. The transcript is spliced from 34 exons. Gene Ontology annotation, molecular function: microfilament motor activity; ATP binding; actin filament binding. The record is from RefSeq and is a predicted model, not a curated record. NCBI's taxonomy places the organism in Eukaryota, Metazoa, Chordata, Actinopteri, Sciaenidae.
CGGCGUGACGUCACGGGGCAGUUUCCCAGGAUAGCUGCGGGAGUCUGAGGCUCGCAGGGCGGGGAGAGAGCGACAACACCGACCGUCAUCCGUGGGAGAGGCAGACACCCGGCACGGCUGCGUGCGGGGAGGAGCGCUUCAUCUGUGGGAUAUUCUUUAUUAAUAUAAAAACAAACGCACUCUCCGGGGAGUCCCCGCGGAUCUCAGAGCCCUCAGAGCGGCGCGAUGGAGGAUGGGAAGCCGGUGUGGGCGCCACACCCAGCGGACGGGUUCCAGCUGGGAACUAUAGUGGACAUCGGAGCCGACAGCCUCACCAUCGAACCUCUGAAACAGGGAAAGACAUUUGUGGCUGCUAUCAACCAAGUCUUCCCUGCAGAGGAUGACGUCAACAAACAAGUGGAGGAUAACUGUUCGCUGAUGUACUUGAAUGAAGCCACUCUGCUCAACAAUGUUCGAGUGAGAUACAGCAAAGACAAAAUUUAUACGUUUGUAGCCAACAUCCUGAUCGCGGUGAACCCGUACUAUGACAUCCCAAAGCUUUACACGCCGGAGACCAUCAAGCAGUACCGGGGCCGGUCUCUGGGAACGCUGCCGCCGCACGUCUACGCCAUCGCUGAUAAGGCAUACAGGGACAUGAAGGUCCUGAAGAUGAGCCAGUCCAUCAUCGUCUCAGGGGAGUCUGGAGCCGGGAAGACCGAAAACACCAAGUUUGUGCUCAGAUACUUGACCUCCUCGUAUGGAACAGGUCAGGACAUCGAUGAGAGGAUAGUGGAAGCUAACCCGCUGCUGGAGGCGUUCGGAAACGCUAAAACUGUCAGGAACAACAACAGCAGUCGCUUCGGAAAGUUUGUGGAGAUCCACUUCAAUGAGAAGAAUGCCGUAGUGGGCGGCUUCGUGUCGCACUACCUGCUGGAGAAGUCGAGGAUCUGCAGACAAAGCCCCGAGGAGAGAAACUACCACAUCUUCUACCGACUGUGUGCCGGAGCCACUGAGGACAUCCGGCAGAAGUUCCACCUCGGCUCACCCGACACGUUCAGGUACCUGAACAGAGGAUGCACUCGCUUCUUCGCUUCCAAAGAUACAGACAAACAGAUUCUGCAGAACCGCAAGAGCCCCGAGCACAUGAAGUUGGGCCCUCUGAAGGACCCGCUUCUGGACGACCAUGGCGACUUCAACAGGAUGUGCGUGGCCAUGAAGAAGAUCGGCCUGGACGACACGGAGAAGCUGGACCUGUUCAGGGUGGUGGCCGGCGUCCUGCACCUCGGCAAUAUCGACUUCGAGGAGGCUGGAAGCACAUCAGGAGGCUGCGCCAUCAAGAACCAGUCGAGUCAGACGCUGGAGCACUGUGCCGAGCUGCUGGGCCUGGACGAAGAGGACCUGAGGGUCAGCCUCACCACCAGGGUCAUGCUCACGACAGCAGGGGGCGCCAAAGGAACAGUCAUCAAAGUGCCACUCAAAGUGGAGCAGGCUAACAACGCUCGGGACGCCCUGGCGAAGGCCGUGUACAGCCGCCUGUUCGACCACGUGGUGACCAGAGUCAACCAGUGCUUCCCCUUCGACUCCUCCUCCAACUUCAUAGGCGUCCUGGACAUCGCUGGCUUUGAGUACUUUGAACACAACAGCUUCGAGCAGUUCUGCAUCAACUACUGUAACGAGAAACUGCAGCAGUUCUUCAACGAGCGCAUCCUGAAGGAGGAGCAAGAGCUGUACCAGAAGGAGGGUCUCGGAGUCAACGAGGUCCACUAUGUCGACAAUCAGGACUGCAUAGACCUCGUGGAGGCGAAGCUGGUCGGCAUCCUGGACAUCCUGGACGAAGAGAACCGACUACCUCAACCCAGUGACCAGCACUUUACUGACACCGUUCACAACAAACACAAGGACCACUUCCGCCUCACCGUGCCCAGGAAGUCUAAGCUGGCCGUCCACAGGAACGUGAGGGAUGAUGAAGGAUUCAUUGUCAGACACUUUGCAGGAGCUGUGUGCUACGAGACGACCAAGUUCGUGGAGAAGAACAACGACGCCCUGCACAUGUCUCUCGAGUGUCUGGUCAGCGAGUCCAAGGACCGCUUUGUCCGCGAACUCUUUGAAAACUCCAACAACAGCAAAGACGUUGAAGCAGAAGGCGGAAAACUCAGCUUCAUCAGCGUCGGCAACAAGUUUAAGAUGCAGCUGAAUAUUCUUCUGGACAAGCUCCGCAGCACGGGCUCCAGCUUCAUCCGCUGCAUUAAGCCCAACCUGAAGAUGAUCAGCCACCAGUUUGAAGGCGCUCAGAUCCUCUCCCAGCUGCAGUGCUCCGGUAUGGUGUCAGUCCUGGAUCUGAUGCAGGGCGGCUUCCCCUCCAGGGCUCCCUUCCAUGAACUCUACAACAUGUACCAGAAGUACAUGCCUCCAAAACUCACCCGGCUCGACCCCCGCCUCUUCUGCAAGGCUUUGUUCAAAGCUCUGGGAUUGGACGAGAACGACUACAAGUUCGGCUUGACCAGAGUGUUUUUCCGGCCCGGGAAGUUUGCAGAGUUUGACCAGAUCAUGAAAUCGGACCCGGAUCACCUGGCAGAGCUGGUGAAGAAGGUCAACAAGUGGCUCAUCCACAGCCGCUGGAAGAAGGUCCAGUGGUGCGCUCUGUCCGUCAUCAAAUUGAAGAACAAGAUUUUGUACCGGACCAGCGCCUGUAUCAAGAUGCAAAAGACAGUCCGGAUGUGGCUGUGCAGGAAGAAGCACAAGCCUCGCAAUCGACGGUUAGUCCAGGUUCGAAACCUGAAGAAGAGAUGGGCCGCUUUCAAAACGAGGGGGGCCGGGCUUAAGGAGGGCAGCAGGAAAUGACAAGCAGAUCCAGAUCUGGACACCGCCAUCGACUCCCUGAUGGUCAAAAUAAAGAGCACCGUCAUGACCCGGAUCGACAUCGACCACGCGUACCAGGCUUUGGUGACCCGGUCGGAGCAGCUGCUGACCGCCAUGCAGAACAAGAAGAAGGAGGAGGAGGAGCGCGAGCGGCUGAGACGCAUCCAGGAGGAGAUGGAGAGGGAGAAGAAGAGGAGGGAGGAGGAGGAGAAACGCCGCAAACAGGAGGAGGAGGACAGGCGACUGAAAGCAGAGAUGGAGGUGAAGAGGAAGCAGGAAGAGGAGGAGAGGAAGAGGAGGGAGGAGGAGGAGAGGAGGAUCCAGGUGGAGAUGGAGCUGCAGCUGCUGGCGGAGCGGGAGGAGGAAGCUGCUCGGCAGGCCGUCCUGGAGCAGGAGAGGAGGGACCGGGAGCUGGCGCUGAGGAUCGCUCAGAGCGAGUCCGAGCUCAUCCCGGAGGAGGUGCAGAACGACUCGGGCCUGCGCAGCCCUGCUGGAACCACAAAACUCAAGAGCUUGACCAUGGAAGAAAUGGCGAAGGAAAUGACUGAACUUCUGGCUCGAGGUCCACAGGUUCAGGCCUCCAAGGCUGCCGCCGGAGCCAAGAAGUACGAGCUGAGCAAGUGGAAGUACGCUGAGCUGCGGGACGCCAUCAAUACCUCAUGCGACAUCGAGCUGCUGGCCGCCUGCAGAGAGGAGUUCCACCGCCGGCUCAAAGUUUACCACGCCUGGAAGUCAAAGAACAAGAAAAGAAACACGGACACGGAGCAGCGAGUGCCCAAAUCCAUCACCGACUACGCCCAGCAGAACCCGGCCCCGCCCAUACCGGCCCGGCAGUACGAGGUGGCGAUGAACCGGCAGCAGCGCUACUUCCGCAUCCCGUUCAUCCGGCCGGGCGACCAGUACAAAGACCCGCAGGGCAAGAAGAAGGGCUGGUGGUACGCUCACUUCGACGGGCCGUGGAUCGCCAGGCAGAUGGAGCUGCAUCCAGACAAACACCCCAUCCUGCUGGUGGCGGGAAAGGACGACAUGGAGAUGUGCGAGCUGAGUCUGGAGGAGACGGGCCUGUCGAGGAAGCGCGGCGCCGAGAUCCUCCCGCGGCAGUUCGAGGAGAUCUGGGAGCGCUGCGGCGGCAUCCAGUACCUCCGCAGCGCCAUCGAGAGCCGACAGGCGCGACCCACCUACGCCACGGCGAUGCUGCAGAGCAUGUUCAAGUGACGCCGCCCGCCUCCUCCACCCACCUCCAAUGGGGCGGCUUCUCACUGCAAACAAAGGGACAAACGCACCAGCUACCUAACACAGAUGGCGUCUCGAGCGUACUGCACCGGGUUCUGACUGGCAUUCAGCGAUUUCUCUCAACUGUCCUUUUGUCUUCUUUCUUUUUUUUUUUGGUUCUCGCCGGCUUUCACCUCCUCGACUGUGGGGACGGGGGCAGGGAAGCUUCGCGGUGAACCCUAUGCAGAAAAAUCAAACUAAAUUAUCACAUCCGGUUGUUUUCUAAGGAAUCCUGUCCUCCGUAACAUCUCCGCAAGUCUAACUCCGAGGCCUUAACACGACUGUAACAGGGUUUAAUCGCCACAAGUAGACUUCUUUGUUCUGUUCAGAGCUGCCUCCCCCGACAAGAUUAAUUCCUCUGUAAUUAUGCAUUCCUGAUGAUUACACUGAAGUCUCACUGGUGUGUCGCUUCCAUCCUAACAGCUAGCUGGUGAUCCCUCUUAAAACCUGCUGUUUACAUUGUCUUCAUGCGGCUCUGACACGAGCUGCAUGAGUCCGAUUAUUCCUCGUGACUCAUGAUUAAGUCAAAUAUUUGCUAAUACUUUGUUUUUUAUUUCACCUUUUUGUCUCUCCAAGCGAAUGUAACUCGAGAGCUCGUUGAUUCGUUCACGUAGUGAUUCCUCUUUCUGUGAUUAAAGCUAACGAGAGCGGUACAGAGACCAGACACGGCUCCGGACGUCGACUCGUCGGGUUUUUUUUCUUGAUUUCUUAGUUUGUUUUUGGCCUGAGCGGUAAUUCAGCUCCGUGAUUUAGUUUGUGUCUGUUUUAUCAAAGCAAACGCAGAAAAUGUGAAAUAAUAAUUAUGCAAAAGCUGAAGAUGCAACUCGUGCUGUUUGAGAACAGAUCAGCGCCGCAAACAAAGAAACAUUCACGCCAUCGUCAGUCGUCACAUUUGAGGAAACUUCGUUUGCCAACACAGUGAUUCCCAAGGCAGGUUCACGUUUCUCAUCGCUGAAAAGAUAA